AUGCCCACCUCCAACAGGCUUUCGCCUCGACAGGAAGAAUCGAGCGCCUCUCGUAGCCUCACGAGCAGUAGUUAUUCCUUCAGUCUUAGCGGCAGUUACAGCAGCGGCAACAGCAGCCGAAGUUCCACGUCUUCCGCGCCUGCAUCUGUUGAUGGCGUUCUGAAUCCCGGCGUUGAUGAGACUCCCCAGAGGAGGCCAUAUGUGCCGCCUAAGGUCCUGCGCACUAAAAAUGUUCCCCCUGGAAAGCGGCCGCUGCCAAAACGCACUCCUUUUCCCAACGGUGCUAGUGAUGGCCUUUCUGCUGGUACUGCAGGCCGUGGCGGCGUUGCUGGACCACUGGAACCUAAGGUGGAUCCCGCCCCCUCUAGAAAGGAUCAACUAGCUGCCCUUCAGUCACAGCUGUUGAUGUCCCGGGCGGCAAUAGGACAGAGGUGGAAGGAGGCGCUGCGUAGCGCCGAGUCUUCAGCUUUUUCCCACGAUUCCGAGAUAGAUGAAUUGGAAGACUUGGAUUCAUCUGAAGGCUCUGAAGCUGCCACUCCUGCAUCAACAGAAAAAGGGGUAAUAAGGAAGGAAGCGGACGAUGGCAUCUCUUCCGUAGGCAGCUCCCUCACCGCCAGCGCUGCACGGCAGGACCUGCUCCAACUCCUGCAGAGGGAGAUGUCCAGCAGCAGUUCCGAUCUUUUGAACGAAGACGGCAGCCAGAUUCUUAAUCUGACCGCCUCAGACUUCAUCGAUGACUUGAAGGCCGAUUUCGCCCCGCACGAAAGCGGCGAAAUCCGGCCGUCUAGUCCUGUUGAGGAAACUAUCAUGCCCCGCCCUCUUAGAAAGAUGAAGCUUCGCCUCUUCCAAGAAGAUCACCCCGCGAGUUCAUCGUCAUCUGAUGGAGGUUCGGAUGAGUCGGUGGCCUCCGUUCGCUGGCGCCAAAUGCCUUCGAGAGAAACCUCAGUCCCAGGCGAACUCGACGAGGAUCUGCAUGAUUCAUAUGAUGACGCAACGGCGGGCGAAGACGAGGAAUCGGAAGAAGAGGAAGAAGGAGAAGAAGAAGAAGAAGAAGACGAAGAAGAAGAAGAAGAAGAAGAAGAAGAAGAAGACGAAGAAGAAGAAGAAGAGGGGGAAAGUGAUGACGAGAAACCCAGCGUCAGCCUGCCACAGGACGGAAAGGGGGCAGGAGGAACCUAUACCAACGAAGACAUCGAUGGAGAAGGGGACAUAGAGGAGGAGAGAACGGAGCAGGAUGCCGCUUUGGAGUUGACGGCGCCAGCAGAAGAUGAGCCUCAAAUGAUAUGGGAAUUUGAGGAACAAGAGGACAAGCUGCAGCCUCCACAACCCAAAAAGACAAUUGUCGUUAGGCGGCCGAUGAAGGCUGCAGACAUGGAAGUUGAGGAACGGUUGGAGGUCGACGCAUGUCAGGAGGACUUUGACCGUCGGGAGAUGGCCGACCGCAUUAUUUACGAAUACACGGACGACCCGCUGACUCCGCAAAUGGAACGGCUUAAAGCAGAACGAGUAAAGCUUGCCGAAUGGGCGCGGCACCUGCGCGGCGGCAAAACGUUUAAGGAGGGCGAGAGGCCGGCGGGGUACAGACCUCCGCUGAUGCGACAGCCGGUGUUGCGAGGUGUGGGAAUGACCUUCCCUCAAACUGUAGUGGACAGGCCGUUGACGGAGGAUCUGGAGCCGCGGGGAGAAGGCAUUGAAGAGCGGUUGAUGCAGAGGGCGCUGCUGCCCAGUACGAAAGUGUGGCAGAUGGAGCAGCGGGCGAAGCGCCUGCAACAGCAGACGGCGCAACAGCGACAGCAACUUGAGCUUCUGCAGGCGGCACUACGCAAGAAGAUCGAAGCAAACACGAACCCAGCUGGAUCAACGGCUGAAGCAGAUUCUUCGGGAGCACGCAGCACAACAGAAGCAACAGAGGCAACAGAUGGCCUUUCACCUCGGUCGGUUGAACUCAAGUUGUAUGAACAGCAAUGUGUCUAUUUGGGGUCGCAGCUAGAAGAGGAGCAUGAGUUCUGUGAAGCCUACAGAGCCGAGCUGGGGCGUGUAGUCCUUAACAAUAUGGCCUUGAAGAAGCAGCAUGAAGACGCAAUGGAGGCCCUCAAACAGCGCGAGGCAGCCGAGCGUAAGGAACGGGCCGAGCACUUGCAGGCAGAGGAGCAGUUGAGGGAUCUGCAGGAUAGGAUAGAGGCGGAGACAAACAAAAGCCUGAUUGAAAGGAGCUGCCGGCAGCAGCGGGACCAGCAAGCGACGAUGCUCCAACAACGCUACUCGCAGCUGUUACACUACUUGCAGGAGGCAGAGGAGAAGAGGAGCUCCUUUGAAGACGGUCUUCGUGUUGCCCAGAGCAGAGCGCAGAAAGCUGAGGCCCUUCUGCAAACCAAAGAGGCCGAACUUGCUUACGCUCGACGCUGCCUGGAAACUCUAGACGUGCAAAUGCUCGAGAAGGAAGUGCAGCGCCGCAAAGAAAGGGACAGAGCAAACGCUGCAGAGCGGCAAGUGGAGGAUUUGAGAGUAUCGCUGGCUGCGAAAGAACAGGAAAUAUCUGAGCUAAUAAAAAGCUCAAAAGGCAGCGCAACCCUGCUGGAAAAAGAGCAGCAAGAGCAUCUCAAGACCCGCGAGGCCUUAGCAGCAGCACAAGCUGCAAUGAAGCACCAAACCUCCGAGGCCCAAUCGCCGCAUAUGCAGAAGCACACGCUGGAUUCCCUACGAAAGCUUGCUAGGGAUUUUGAAGCCAUUUCAGCUGAGGCAGAAGAAGAGGAACACGAUCUGGAAAUCUGGCACAAGGAGGUAGAAGAGAGGAGAGCCAAAGCACUUUCCAUCCUUGAGGCAGCAGAACGGUCGGCCAUUGCCGUCUUCUCCAAGCUCGAUCAAGGAGCCGCUGAUGCUUCCGCUAUGGAGGCUCUCAGGCAGGCGCGGCAGGAGGAGGUGGCAAUGCUAGAACACGAAUUUGAAAAGGCGGGGAAACAGCGGAAGAAGCUCGAAUCUGAGUUACAGCAGCGGGAGGAAGAGACGGCUGAGCUUCGGCAUCAGAUUGCCUCCCUUACCCGUAAAUUACAACGCCAGGCACAGAAAAAUAGAAGGAUAGCCAGGAGGGUCAUACGGUCCGCGUCCGCUUUCGGCAGAAGUAGCAGACGCACUGUGUGCCAGGAACUCCGCACAAUGCGUGUUGGAGGGGUUGUCGAAAUGCUAACAAAAUCCACCAACCGCAGGCCUGAACCUCGUUACGUUAAGAUGUUCAAGCGAGGAGUAGUAAUGUGGAGCGAAGAUCUGGAAGGCAGGAGGGGCUUCAAAAAAUCAGACCAGUUCGCCGUAUCAGAUAUCAUUGGUAUUGACUUCGGCACCUCCAGCUCUGCCUUUCUGUGGAGUCUUCAAGCAGUCAAAGGAGGGAAGGGCUCAGCUUCCGAGUUUUCAUAUCCUUGGCGGUGCUUUACAGUUCGGACACUGAAAGACACCUAUGAAUUCCGCGCCAAGUCAGACGAAGUCGCUCAGGA
Eimeria maxima is the source of this 3485-nucleotide messenger RNA. RefSeq lists its product as hypothetical. The transcript is spliced from 8 exons. The record is from RefSeq and is a predicted model, not a curated record. NCBI's taxonomy places the organism in Eukaryota, Apicomplexa, Conoidasida, Eucoccidiorida, Eimeriidae. The annotation marks the transcript as partial.